AUGGCCGAACGUUUGACUUACCGUCGCCGUCACGCUUACAACACCAAGUCCAACAAGACCAAGGUUGUCAAGACCCCUGGAGGAAGGAAUGUCUUCCAAUACCGCAAGAAGCAAGGAUCUACUCCAGUCUGUGGUGACACUAAGGUUAAACUUCACGGAGUAAGUCUUUAUGUUUUUUUUCUUGAUUUUAGACAGGACUGAAGGUGGAAGAAAUUGAUUUUGAGGGUAGUAUUUUAGAGAUUUUGAUGUUUUUUAGGUUAUAAUAUGCUGCUUUUAAACCUAUGUACAAGCCUGUCUUUCCGGUUUAAUAUUUCUUUUUUGUUUGGAUAAUCUUUGAUAUUUGAAGAAACAAAGGCAUAUGUUUUUUGAUUAGCUUGAGUAGUGUAAUAUAAUUUUUAUCUGUAAACUUUCUAUCCUUUUUUUAAUUUUGUAAUUUUCAAAAACAACAUACACUGAAUUUUUUUUUCGUUUAAAUAUAGUUACUUUUGAUUGGGAUUAUAUGUUUUUAUUAUGAUUUUAAAGCCAUUUCUUUUUAGAUCAAGGCUGUCAGACCACGAAAGUUGACCAACUUGACUCGCCGCCAAAAGACUGUCUCUCGACCAUACGGAGGAGUUUUGUCAGCUGGAGCCGUACGUCAACGUAUCAUCCGGUCCUUCCUUUCAGCCGAACAGAAGAUUGCUUCCAAGAUCCUCAAGGCCACCGAAUCCAAGAAAUAA
This is a messenger RNA of Bursaphelenchus okinawaensis, 716 nucleotides long. Lineage: Eukaryota; Metazoa; Nematoda; Chromadorea; Rhabditida; Aphelenchoididae. The record is from the annotation of a GenBank genome assembly.